Messenger RNA from Arachis stenosperma, 1055 nucleotides. RefSeq lists its product as uncharacterized. The transcript is spliced from 9 exons. Gene Ontology annotation, cellular component: outer kinetochore. Gene Ontology annotation, biological process: chromosome segregation. The record is from RefSeq and is a predicted model, not a curated record. Lineage: Eukaryota; Viridiplantae; Streptophyta; Magnoliopsida; Fabales; Fabaceae. Bases 9 to 929 code for a protein of 306 amino acids.
AGAAGACGAUGUCGGAGGAUGCAAUAUGGAAAUUCUGCAACGCGCUGGCAUCAUUCUGCAACCAACUUCAGUCCAAUUCCGAUGCUCUCAAAUUAUCUAUAGAUCGCCGCCCCAUUCCUCUCGAUUCUGCAUCUUCCACCUUCGUUCAAUCCCUUAACCGCCGCGUAUCCACCUCCGCCGCCGACCUCGAGCUCCUGGACUCGAUGUCGUUCGGCACCGUCUCCUUCGAAGAGCUGUUAGGUCACUGCAACGAACUCUAUAAGAAAAACCACUCCGAUCUACUUGAACUCGAAGAUCGUCUCAAGAGCAGCUACGGCUACGUUCCAGCUCCAGAUUUUGAGGAUGAAGAGGAUGAUGAAGAAGAAGAAGGAGAGAUUCUAGCUCCUGUGCCGGAUUCUAGCUUCAACGAAGAUGAUUUAUUUGAUGAAUCUAUGAGUUUGAAACAACUUGGACUCUCAGAUGCUUGUCUGGCCACGUUAGCAUCUGGAGUCUUAUUUUCUUGCACCGGUGCUGCUGAUUUAUUUCCACAAGAACCUGAGAAGGAUCAAGAGUUUAAGCUGCAGCAGCAACCUGUUGUAGACAAAAUAGUGGCAUCUGAGGGGAGGAAUUUCUUAUCUGAUGAGGCAAACAAGGAGAAUUUAGAGUCAGCUGAACCUUCCAGCUCUCUUAUAAAGAUAUCGGAAAGAGAAUUUGAAUGUCUUCCUGGCUACAUGAAGGGUCUAGUGACAUGGGAGGAUUUACUUGUAGCUGUUGAUAAAAUCAAUUCAAGCCUCAGGAAGAAAACCAAUGGAGGCAACUACUUCCGGCAAGAUGAAAUCCCUUCAUUUGAUUUAGGUCCUAAAGCAAGAUCAUAUUUGCUGGUUUUGGUGCGCAUGAACCGGUUGGUUGUUGAACCAAUUGAUGGAAUACUAUCGUACAGAGUAUUGUAGAUGUGAAAACCAGUGAAGAACUGUGUUUCAUGAAGAGGACAGGAAGAAAGCACAUAGCUAGUUAUAAAAGUCUCAGUAAUUUCAAUGAACUGUCUUUGAGGUUUUAAAUUCUGUGAUCCAUUCCCA